Molecule: messenger RNA, 2661 nt
Organism: Saxophila tyrrhenica
Lineage: Eukaryota; Fungi; Ascomycota; Dothideomycetes; Mycosphaerellales; Extremaceae
Exons: 2
Coding region: 1-2661 (886 amino acids)
Biological process (GO): protein deubiquitination
Cellular component (GO): cytosol
Molecular function (GO): cysteine-type deubiquitinase activity; protein binding
Source: RefSeq, a predicted model, not a curated record
AUGGCACACCCCCACCCGCCCUUGUCACCUUUCGAUCCGACUAGCCGCUACUUCGGCUUCCCUCCCUCGACAAACCCAGCCCAAGACCUUCUUCCACCACCUCAGCCCGCCGACAACACCAACCCGGACAGCCAUAGCCAGCCUGCGACCCAGAAUCUAGACCGCCUCCUCGACCCUCUAACCAUACCACCCGCCAUCCCGCCGUUGCCAGCCAUGUCGUCUCACGACCAGCCGCCAGCUCCGCCCGCGGAGACCGAAGGAGAGGGGGAAGACCACGCUGACCCUGCAGACCCAGAAGAACAACUCCACGACGAGUCACACUCCGACAGCGAAGACGAAGAAGAGCCACCGGAGCAGUUCCACUGGCAGCCCAUCGAAGAAGACAAGAGCGAGCCGAGCGAAGACGAGCUGGCGUACAUCGCCUCGCAGACCGAGCACAGCGCUACGGAUCAACAGUACUGGGAGAAGAAGACGUUCUUUGAGCUGAACGAUCCCGAGCUCGUGCCUGGUGAGAGCGGGAAGAUUGACUGGUUGGUGGAGAAUUUCAACGGCACGAAGGAGAACCCGAAUAAGGAGGUUGUUAUGAGGAGUCCGGUGGUGAGUGUUGGUGGUUAUGACUGGCGGAUCAAGUUCUAUCCGAGGGGUAAUGACACCGACUAUCUGAGUCUCUACCUCGAGUGUGUGAGCAUGCAGGCGGACGACUAUGAAGGGAGUGAAGACUUCAGCGACGUCGCUCUGCCGUUCCUGAGCGAGGGCGAUAAGCUGAAGAAGCAGCGAGCGGUGGCAGCACAACUCUCGAUUGUCAUGUACAAUCCAGCGGAACCGCGCACCUACGAGUACCACCGCGACGCCCACAAGUUCACCAAAAGCAACGCCGACUACGGCUGGACACGCUUCUCCCACUUCACCCGCCGCGAUUUCCACAUCCGCAGACACACCCAACAGCGUCGAGCCAUCCUCCGCGACGACAAACUCGCCUUCGCAGCCUACAUCCGCAUUGUCGACGACCCCACCGGCUGCCUCUGGGCCCACGGCACCGGCGUCUUCGCCGAAAGCGUCACCCUCACCGGCCUUCGCCCCUUUACACCGCAAAUGCCCAUGUUCGCCGCUGAACUCCCACUCCUCCACUUCGCGCCCUUCCGCAAGUUUAUCUCGGGAUGCAAGAACAGCACCAGGAUAGUGUUCUGGAUGCAGACGUUGCUCUACAAGAUGCUGUCGCGGAAGAGCUCGACGAGCUACGGCGGGGCGGGGGAGGCGUGCGUGCAGAGCGAUACGGUGGCGUGGUUGCGCUUUCUGGCGAAGUGUUUGCGGAAGGAGACGAGUCCAGCGGCUGUGACGGAGUUGGUGGGGAGUUUGGAUCCGGAGAGAGGGGCGGCUGUGAGCUAUAAUCGGUUGAAGACGAAGAAGCAUGCUUCUGUGCAGGCGGCGGUUGAUGCUCACACGACUGAGAUCGAGAAGCCUCUUUUACUCACACUGGAGCUCGAGCGGCAGGAGUUCGACCGCGAGAAGCGCCGCUGGGAGAAACUAACCAACAAGGUCGAAAUGCAAGACGAGAUCACCGUGUCCGGGACAUCCUACACCCUCUACUCCUUCGCCACCCACAGCGGCGAUCUCGAAUCCAUGAAAUUCAACUCCUACAUCCGUCCGAACGGCCCUUCGCGCCCCUGGUACCGCUACUCCGCCGGCAGCGUCACGUGCAUGACGCACAAGCAGGCCGUGGGCAAGCACAGCGGGUACGACGAGCCGCCGUCGCCGAUCAAGCAUAAGCGCCCUUCGCACCGCAGCCAUUACGCUGGAAUGCGCGAGUUGUACCGCCAGGAGGAGGUAAAUGAGGUCGCGCAUGUGGUUAUGUAUGUGCGGGAGGAUUUUGUGGGGUCGUUGACGGCUUUGCCGACGGUGGAGGAGUGGGUGGUGCCGAGGAAUGUGGUGCAGGGGAUUCCGCCUUCGUUGAAGGGCGUGGUGGAUGAUGUCCCGCCCGCGACGGCGGUGUAUGAGCGGUUUUCGGAGCUGGAGGAACCUCCGCCUGAAGAGGCUCCUGUGGUUACUGAGCCGCCACCUCCACCACCGGCGUCCGAUGAGCAGGUCCCUCCGCCUCUUGAAGACGUCGCCAGCCGUCGUCCCAGCCUCUCCGUCGACGCCGGCUCCGCGACACCUAAUUGUUGGUUGAUGGACGGCGAAGACGUCGUCAUGUCCGACGCCGACUCCGACGCCGCAUCUGUCUUCACCCCGGACACCAACCCCACCACCUCCCUCACCACCGCCGACGCCAACCCCCAAGACGAAAAACCCGAACUCACAACCAUCGACCUCCUCGGCCGCGAAUACUACCACGGCCCCUUACUCCACGGCCUCUACCACGGCCCCAACGCCCACCUGAUCUCCAUGAACGGCGACGAGUACCGCGGCGCCUUUCUUUCCGGCCAAAAGUCCGGGCAGGGCACUCUAACCUACGCCAGGAGCGGCGACACCUACACCGGCACCUUCGCCUCGGACCUCCGCUCCGGCACGGGCACGCUCGUGGAAAAAGCCUCCGGCAACGUCUACACCGGCGGCUGGGCGGACGACAAAAGACACGGGGAGUUUGUGCUCAAGGGGACGAUGACGGAUGAUGAUAAGGGCGUUUGUAGCGGUUGUGGGAAGGCUGGAGUUGUUUGGGGUUAG